AUGGCUCCUACUAUGGCAGCGUCCACUUACACGGCCACUCCCAGGUCAUUGUUCCCUCUGCAGCUCUCCCCCAGGGCUCUGAGGUCACCGAGGUCACCUAUGACCUUCAGCCAGUUCGAAGUCUUGUCUCCUCGGGCUAUGGCUAAGCAGGAAAAGGACCUAUGCCUCCCAGCAGAAGGCACCAUCUACAUCCACAAACCCGACCAAGACUUUUGGAAUGUCCGUUGCGCCGAGAGCCUGGACGCUUUCAUGCGCGCCGCCGGCUCUUACACGCCAGCUCAGCGUGCCGCCCACCUCCAGCUUCUCUCGGAGAUCAUCGUCCCGUGCAUGGGUCCUCACCCGGCCACGGCCCCGACCAAACCCCUGCUGACCGCCGACGGCUCUCCAUUCGAGCCAUCAUGGAACAUCACCGACUCGGGCUCCUCUUCGAUUCGUUUCUCAUUUGAGCCCAUGGGCCGCCACGGUGGCUCAGCAUCAGACCCAUUUGCACAGAAGAUCAUUUCUACAAUCCUUCCUGCUUUGCGUAUGAUAUCUUAUGGCGUGGACACGCGGUGGUUCGAGCAGUUCAUGACCGCUCUCUUCCUGACAGAGGCGGAGUCGGAGACCGCCCUCUCCAGACUUCCCAAGGGAACUCGUGCGCCAACCUCAUUCCUCGCAUUUGACCUGGAUGGCGCCAAGGCUGUGUUCAAGGCCUACUUUUUCCCGAUUCUCAAGCACAUUGCGACUGGUGAUUCGACGGAGAAUAUUACCUUUGACGCGAUUCGCACCCUGUCACCAAACGGCGCCGAUCUCUCUCAGUCUGCCGACGCUACGGAGCAGUACUUUAGAAAUGCUCCGUUUGCCAUCCCCGUAGAGAUGAUCGCUCUGGACUGUAUCGACCCUGCAGAAGGAGCCCGCGUUAAGGUCUACUGUCGUACCCGCUCAAACGCUUUCAACGUCGUGCGUGAUGUGGUGACCCUCGGCGGCCAAAUCAAGGACAAGACGACGCUUAAGGGUCUCGAGAUUCUCCGAGGGAUUUGGCAUCUGCUGCACAACGAAUCAGAACCCCACGACGAUGAGUGGAACAAGGAGCCAAACAUGUUGAACACCCUCCACAAGGGCAUUUGCUACGGUUUCGAGCUGAAGCCGGGCGCGAAGUGGCCCGAGGUGAAGGCAUACGUUCCUCUUUGGCAGUACGCCGACAGUGACGCAGUCAUCUCAGCAAACCUGGCCCAGGUCUUCCGUUCCAGAGGCUGGGCUGUGGCUGAAAAGUACGAAGAAGACAUGGCUCGUUGCUUCCCGCGUUCGGAUCUGAGCAAGACCACAGGCACGCAUUCCUACAUCUCAUUUGCCUACUCGGAGAAGAAGGGCGCCUACUUGACCAUAUACUACUCCAUCAGGCCUCAGGACUCAUUGCUGGCUUUUUGA
Colletotrichum orchidophilum is the source of this 1407-nucleotide messenger RNA. RefSeq names its product aromatic prenyltransferase. Gene Ontology annotation, biological process: alkaloid metabolic process. The record is from RefSeq and is a predicted model, not a curated record. Gene Ontology annotation, molecular function: transferase activity, transferring alkyl or aryl (other than methyl) groups. NCBI's taxonomy places the organism in Eukaryota, Fungi, Ascomycota, Sordariomycetes, Glomerellales, Glomerellaceae. The coding region runs from base 1 to 1407 and encodes 468 amino acids. The transcript has 2 exons.